Eucalyptus grandis is the source of this 1090-nucleotide messenger RNA. Its product is annotated as nectarin-1. Gene Ontology annotation, biological process: plasmodesmata-mediated intercellular transport; regulation of root development. Gene Ontology annotation, cellular component: cell wall; plasmodesma. The coding region runs from base 248 to 916 and encodes 222 amino acids. Lineage: Eukaryota; Viridiplantae; Streptophyta; Magnoliopsida; Myrtales; Myrtaceae. Gene Ontology annotation, molecular function: manganese ion binding. The transcript has 2 exons. The record is from RefSeq and is a predicted model, not a curated record.
CUUUUUCGAGCUAGUGCCCAGUGGUGCCUUCUCGACGACAAUCUUGUUUUUUUAUUGUUUUUUCUUCCUCUCUGUUCGGUUCAGUCCUUGUUAUAAAUAGCCAAUUUACAGACCCCAUCGCUCUGUCCAGCAACUUAAUCAAAUCUUUCUUUCACACCUACUCCUCUCCCUUGGCUUCUUAUUAGGUCUCUCUCUCUCUCUCUCUCUCUCUCGUCACCGACUUCUCCUGUUCCACGCACUCGCCCCCAUGACAGCAUCAGCAAAGAUGGCGUCCAUCUUGAAGCUCUGCGCGGUGCUCUUCGUCGCCGUCUCCUUGUGCUCUGUUUCUGCCGACCCCGACCUCCUUCAAGACGUCUGCGUUGCUGAUUACGCCUCAGAAGUGAAGGUCAAUGGAUUCGCGUGCAAGGCGACCUUUAACGCGACGGACUUCUCCUCCGAAGCGCUGGCCAAGCCGGGGCUAACCAACAACUCGAUGGGGUCGCUCGUGACCGCGGCCAACGUUCAGAAGAUCCCGGGCCUCAACACCCUCGGCGUCUCGCUCUCGCGCAUCGACUACGCCCCGGACGGCCUGAACCCGCCCCACACCCACCCGCGCGCCACCGAGAUCGUGUUCGUGCUCGAGGGCGAGUUGGACGUCGGGUUCAUAACCACCGCCAACGUCCUGGUCUCCAAGUCCAUCAAGAAAGGGGAAAUCUUCGUGUUCCCUAGGGGCCUUGUCCACUUCCAGAAGAACAACGGCAAGGUGCCUGCCGCCGUCAUCGCCGCCUUCAACAGCCAGUUGCCGGGGACUCAGUCGAUCGCCGCCACGCUAUUCGCCGCCACCCCGCCUGUGCCGGACCAUGUGUUGACGAAGGCAUUCCAGGUGGGCACCAAGGAGGUUGAGAAGAUCAAGAGCAGGCUUGCCCCUAAGAAGUAACUGCAGCUUAUUGUAAUGGAAGUUUUACUAGUUAAAAUUCAAAGGGAAGAGGCUCCCUGUUUUUUUUUUUUUUUUUUUUUUUUUAAUAAUGAUUUCUGAGUGGAUAUGUGAAUUCAGUGUUUGAUCCAAAAAAAAGAAAAAUAAAUAAACUGAUUUAAUAAGUGAUUCAUGAAA